Molecule: messenger RNA, 503 nt
Organism: Saccostrea cuccullata (small rock oyster)
Lineage: Eukaryota; Metazoa; Mollusca; Bivalvia; Ostreida; Ostreidae
Product: cytochrome c oxidase subunit 6A2, mitochondrial-like
Exons: 3
Coding region: 27-431 (134 amino acids)
Biological process (GO): mitochondrial electron transport, cytochrome c to oxygen
Cellular component (GO): mitochondrial inner membrane
Molecular function (GO): enzyme regulator activity
Source: RefSeq, a predicted model, not a curated record
UUCCCAGGGUCGGUUUGAUAAAAAAGAUGGCGCUGGUUCUUAGAAGGACCACAGGUGUUUGUAGGCCACUUGCAAGACGGUUUGCAACAGAAGUGGACGCAAAUGUGAAAAAAUCAGAAGUUUUUCUUCCCAAAAAAGCUGGGAGGGAUCCUCACAAUGAAAUUGGAAAAUGGAAUAGCAUCUCCUUCUUCCUUGGUAUCCCUGUGUGCAUAUUGACACGUAUCUACGAGAAGAUGGAUGAAUCACAUGGAAAGAGACCAGAGUUUCGACCUUACUCUCAUAUCCGCAUCAGGAAGAAGGCUUUCCCCUGGGAAGGUGGAGAGGAGAAGACCCUGUUUUAUUGUCCAAUCACAAAUGCCGGCUCACAGGGAUACUUGGAUAUGACCCCUGAGGAAGAAAUUAAGUGGUCAAAAUACAUGCAUGGACACUAGAACAGAUGAAAAGACACUUGUGAUAAAAAUUCUGUGGACUUUUAAGUCAAAUAAAUUGAUUUGUAAUGAUAA